AAAAGUAGCAUACCAGCUUUGAACCAAUAUGAUAAAACCGAAGUAAAGAACAUAUAUGAAAGAAGAGGGAGCCGGAGGAGAAAUAGGUAUCGAAGUGCGGAGGCGCAGGCGACGGACGGACUGACGGACAAAACUACAAAGCCCGGCUUUUUGCGCAGCUGCGAAUUCCGUGGAGUUUCUGACAGGUUGGACCAAUUCGGCAAUUCCAGUUCUCGGUGUCGGUGGAAGAGGAGAGAGCAGAGAAAGAUACGGUUUAUGCUGGCUUGCUGCCACUGCUGACCCCUCUCCUCAAAUUUCUCCUUCCCCUUUUAAUUUCCCAUUUAUCCCUAAUAUGAAUGAAUGAGAACUCAGCCACCAUCUUUGCUCUCCCUCGCCGUUGACGCUUCUGUCCUUCACCUCUCUCACUUCUCCGAUCUCUCUCCUCUCCCUGAUCACAUUCUGCUCGAUCUCUUCCUGAAGAGAACCUUGAGAGCUGGGAAGCUGAAUGAGAAAAUUCUGAAGCUUUUCUUGGCAACAGGCAAAGAAGAAGUGCUUUCUCUUAUUCAGACACUCAAUAUACAACACAUCCUGACUCCCGUCCUUCCCACCAAGUCUCCGAAGAUGUCUGUAGUCAACAACAUUGAAGAUGGUGAGAUUGACAUUGUGAUUGGAGCAUUGCACUCCGAUCUCAGGCCAUUUAUGAGUGCGUGGAAGUCCAUAUUUUCUCGUUAUCACUUGAUUAUUGUCAAAGACCCUGAUCUCAAGGAUGAUUUACAAAUACCAGAAGGUCUUUCUUUCAAGAUUGACAUCUACACAAAGUCUCAUAUAGACAAAGUAGUAGGCAGUUCCACCUCCAUUGCUUUCUCAGGUUAUUCAUGCAAGUAUUUUGGCUUCCUCGUCUCUCGUAAGAAGUACGUUGUCUCAAUUGACGAUGACUGUGUGCCGGCCAAAGAUGCUGAUAGUUUUCUCAUAGAUCCAGUGGCUCAACAUCUGAGAAACCUUGCAACUCCAGCAACACCUUUCUUCUUCAAUACCCUUUAUGACCCUUAUCGUAAUGGGGCAGAUUUCGUUCGUGGGUAUCCAUUUAGCUUAAGAAGUGGGGUAACAUGUGCUUUGUCAUGCGGGCUCUGGCUUAACUUGGCAGACUUAGAUGCACCAACACAAGCACUGAAGCCAGAAAAGAGGAACUCCCGUUAUGUUGAUGCAGUGAUGACCAUUCCAGCCAGGGUAAUGAUGCCAAUCAGUGGGAUCAACAUUGCUUUUAACCGUGAGUUGGUAGGGCCGGCACUAUGCCCAGCUCUGAGGUUGACUGGCGAAGGGAAGGUGAGAUGGGAAACAAUGGAGGACAUAUGGAGUGGGAUGUGUGUGAAGGUGGUGUGCGACCAUCUUGGGCUUGGAGUGAAGAGUGGGCUUCCUUAUGUGUGGAGGAAUGAUAGAGGUGAUGCCAUUGAGAGUCUGAAGAAGGAGUGGGAAGGCGUGAAACUAAUGGAGGAAGUGGUUCCUUGGUUCCAAUCAAUGGUGUUGUCAAGAACUGCAACCACGACCGAGGAUUGUGUAGCUGAGAUGGCGAAAAGGGUGAAAGAGCAGUUGGGAGGUUCUGAUCCUGGGUUUGGUCGUGCGGCUGAAGCUAUGAUGGAUUGGGUGGAGUUGUGGAAGAAGGUUGGUUCUGGUCCUUCCCCAGUCUAG
Linum tenue is the source of this 1665-nucleotide messenger RNA. The record is from the annotation of a GenBank genome assembly. Lineage: Eukaryota; Viridiplantae; Streptophyta; Magnoliopsida; Malpighiales; Linaceae.